This is a messenger RNA of Condylostylus longicornis, 1578 nucleotides long. Its product is annotated as leucine-rich repeat protein 1-like. The record is from RefSeq and is a predicted model, not a curated record. Gene Ontology annotation, molecular function: protein binding. The coding region runs from base 50 to 1297 and encodes 415 amino acids. NCBI's taxonomy places the organism in Eukaryota, Metazoa, Arthropoda, Insecta, Diptera, Dolichopodidae. The transcript is spliced from 6 exons.
UUCCAUAAAUGUGAACUAAACACUUAUUUUGAAAUUUUAAAACAAAAUAAUGAAAAUUCCAUGUGAAACUCAAAUUAUUAAUAGACAACUACCUAAUUCUUUAUCAAACAAAUAUGUCAAAUCAACUCUGGCGGUAGGAUUUCAUCCACCCAGAAAAGAGGAUGGUCAAUUGUUUAUUAUGCUCUUUACUCCACAACAUAAAAAUGGAAUUAGAUAUAAAGUAAAAGAUAAUAUAAAUAAAAUAUUUACAAAAUUCAUUAAUGAUGGGAAAGCUACUAUUUCGUUUAAAGUUCCUGAACACUAUAUUUUAAUCAACUGCAAUCCUAUUCAAUUGAAAUCGUUUUUGGCGACUUUGAAGUUGGGAUUAGAGGGAAAAACUGAAUUUAACGCAAUCGGUUUAAGCACACUAGCUACGACAAGUGUUCCACAAAAAUCACAUCCCGUUAAAAAGUUUACCAUUUUGAAAAAAAGUGAGUUCCCUAUUCACGGAAUUCCCAAAACAGUAGAAAUUUUAACGAUUUCUGGUAUAAACCGGCCUAAAGUUGAUUCACAAAUUCUUUUUUUAAAAAACUUAACAAAUUUAAAUUUAAGCGAAAAUAGUAUUUCUAAAAUACCUAAGGAACUCGGGAAACUUAAAUUAACAGAGUUAGAUCUGUCAAAUAAUAAUUUGGGAGAAAAUGAAUCACUGAAAGAUUGGGAAUGGAUUACAAAUGGAAAUAUCUUAAGUAGUUUAAGAUCAUUAAAUUUAAGUAAAAAUAAGUUAUCUUAUUUUCCAUACAAUAUUGUUAAGCUGAAAAACUUGAUAACGCUAAAGUUAAAUGAAAAUAACAUAAGAAAACUUCCUUUUGCAAUUAGAAGACUGAAUAAUUUAAAGUUUUUACAUCUUUGUUCAAAUAAGCUUGAAUCUUUACCAAAUAGUCUUAAUUAUAUUCACUUGGACACAUUAGAUGUUUGGAAUAACAAUUUUUUAUCACAACCUGUUGACGUACAAAUUAUAAGCAAAGCAAAAGGAUGUAUACCACCUCUUUGGGAAAUGGUCGCUCGUGUCGUUGAGUCUAAAAGUUUACGAUACAAUUCAGGAACAGUUCCAAGUAUACUUGUUGAUAUUAUGUCAGAAAGUCCGUUGUGCCCUUGCGGUUUGUUAAGUUUUUCAUCGCAAAUAUAUGAAAGAUCAGCAGUUAUAACUUUAGAUCAUGUUAAACAUUUAGUUUUUAGCAGAGAACAACUUAUUUAUCAAGAUUGUGCUGCCUGUAGUGAUAAGUGCGCUUCAAAAUUAUAUUCUAAUAAUAUGAUCUGAUCAUUUAAGUACUAAUUUAAGGAAUCUAUAUUAUUUUUCUGGAUAUGGCCUAUUACUAUCUACAGUCGAUAUAUACUAAAUGUAAUGAUUGAUAAAUUUUCAUUUUGGAGUGAAAUACGAAAUAGAUAAGCAACAAAUUUUACUGGAUAUUGAUAACGAGUCUAUAAUUGAUUAUAAAACUAAAAGUAAAAGUUCUUGAAAUUAGUUUUAUUCUAGCAAUAGAAUAAUUUUACAAUAUUAAUUUGAAAAUAAUAUUUCUAAUCUAUUGGGGUAAUAUUAAU